AUGGAGAAGUUAAAACCGACAGCAGCAAAAAGACUACUUAAAGACAAGUUAUCCAUUGAGCAAGCGUACUCAAGUGUUGAACAGGACUUGGUAAGAGCUAGGAAUUGUUACUCUCCUAGUCAUUUCGAACGUUAUGCUAACGACCGUGACUGGUGUCUGAUGUUGUUCCUUGACGGCUGCUUUAUUAUUGAAUUCAUCUACAGUCCGACCAGGCUGAAUAUGAAGAAACAUGAUAGAGAUUUGGUGUGUCGUGACCUUUUAUUGUUCGAAAAUCAAUUGCCUUUCCAGGUUCUAGAUGUGUUAGCACGCGCAUUUGGAAUUGACGAGACUUCUUUGCGACUGGUAAUUACUGACUGGUUCCUCUUUAAGCAAGGGUUAACAAUAUCCUCUUAUACUAUUUUUGAUCGUGUAGUGUACGCUAUCUUAAUUACAUCCCUCACGUUCCCCACUCCAGCUCCUGCUCAUCUUCUUCAAAGUUUUAGAGGCCUAUGGAUUCCUUCUUAUUUUAUAGUAAAAAAAGAAGAAGAAGAAGAUGAUGAAGAAAAAAAAGAAGAUCGUGCUAUUUGUGAACCUUUAUCAGUCACAGAGCUGAAGAAAAUGGGUAUUCGCUGCAGUUGUUCAAAUAACCCACGAUCUCUUGACUCACCAGUCAUCCAGCUUAAAUCAUUUGUGUUAUCAGGAGAGUUGUUCCUUCCUCUACUAACUAUCGACGAAUGGACCAAGACCCUUUUAUUAAACCUAGUUGCUUUAGAAUUUUUAUGCAGAGAACAAGAUACAACCUUAGGGGUCUGGUCUUACUUGAAUCUCAUGAAUAUGUUGAUUAAAGGAGAGGAAGAUGUUAAGGAGCUGCGAGCCAGGGGCAUACUCCAACUCAGAUCCAUUAGUAGUGACCAACAAGUGGUUGACCUGUUGAGAUAUAUAACAGCACGUGGAGCGCCUAAUCAUCGAGCUUACGGGCAUCUCGAACGACAUAUUUUUACUUACUCCAAAAGUAAAAUGUUCCCUCUACGACUUCUCCUUGCUGAACUUAAGCAUAGGUACUUUCGUGGUCCCUGGAGUUUUCUUGUGUUUCUUGCUGUUCUCUUCACUGUCAGUAUGACUGUAAUUCAGACCGUCCUCACAGGAAUUCAGACUUAUAAAUAG
Molecule: messenger RNA, 1143 nt
Organism: Nicotiana tabacum (common tobacco)
Lineage: Eukaryota; Viridiplantae; Streptophyta; Magnoliopsida; Solanales; Solanaceae
Product: UPF0481 protein At3g47200-like
Source: RefSeq, a predicted model, not a curated record